UUAAAUUCUUGAUUUAAAUCCUCUCACAACAUCUCUGACAUGCGCAGUGAACCUUUGGGGCUUUUAAAUUGUUAGAUAACUUUGAAUUAAACUUCGUCCAAUCAGAGGCGCGUCCCUAAGCCGCCUGGACCAAUCAGAAAGCAGUGCGCCUGUAAUGAGCCCCCGCGGAGAUCUGCAGGUCCAGUCUUUCUUGACUGUCCGGUUCCGACGCCCCACGCCUCCUCAGGAGCAGAAAUAAACCACCACAGAUGGAACCGGCGCAGAACUUUAGAGACCCAAUGGAGCUCGCGUCCGGCUGAACCUCCCCGUCAUGGCCCGGACCGGUUCCGGGACCCUCCUGACCCGGCGGAACCCCCGUCUGGACUCCUUCCUGAAGCGGAACACGGAGCGGGGGGUGUAUGAACGGAUCCGAGCCUCCGAACCGUGCGUGGUGGUGUCGGACCGCAUCCACAGAGUCUACAUGCACGUGGUUCUGAGCGACGAGCGCGUGUACGUCACCGAGUUCUCUCCGCGCACGCUCAUUACCGCCGCGAGCUUCAGGCGCGUGCGCGACAUCCAGCGGGUGAACGACCUCCCAGACUUCCUCAGUGGGAAGGACCGGGAGCGCUGCCAGCACAUUCGCAUCACCUACAUCCCAGAAAAGCCAGAGGGGAGGACACCUGAUUGGCUGAGCAAGCACGAGAGGGAGGGGCUUCCCUCUGCAGCUUCGCCCUCACGUAGAUCCAGCUACUGCCCCACCCCCACAGGAUAUCCUGCCGAAAGGGAGGAGCGCCCCCCAGUGUUGAAGUCAACCCGCUCUGCUUCCUGUCCAAACCCAGAGGCUCUGGGCCUCGUGAGGACGCCGCGGCCUCCGUCCACACCGCCCUCGUUUUACUCCACCUCCCCCUCAAAGGAAGGCCUGAAGACGCCGGACGGCGGCCAGGUGACCCGGAGGUUCGGCUCGGUUCUGUCUCGACUGCUGAGACGAGAGACAAUAAACGAGGCAGAGGAGAGGGAGGCGGAGCUUCACCUUUACGUGGUUUCCCAGACGUCCAGACUUUACCUGCUCCUGCAGAACACCUGGAGCAGCUUCCUGAUCAGGUCCACGCUGAUGCUGGAUCUGCGCCACAGGAGGUGCGCUGGAUCACCUGACCCGUCUGCCCCGCCCCUCAGCUGGGAGAGGACGGCUCACCUGUUGGGUCAGCUGAGCUCGGAGCUCCUGCGGGACGACAUCGGCGUGGAGGGUCUGUACCUGCUGCUGCAGGAGCUCCGGACGGCCGCUCACCGCAGCGUCACGCUGCGCAGACUCUUCUGGAAGUCUGGGGAGCUGUGCGACUUCCUGGUUCGGACUCUGGAGGAAUGUCUUCACGGCGCCCAGAACAUGGGAGGAGCUUCAACAGCUGAUCAGCUCCUACUCGGCGCUCUGAUCGUCCAGACACUCGCCAUCAUGUUCAGGGAGACGGAGGUGGAAGAGGCCAGAGUCAGCGUCCUGUCCGUCAGGAAAGGAGCUCUGACCUCCAGAAUGCUGCUCGCCGUGGUUUAUGACCCUCAAGCAAAGAGCCGAGAAUCGCCGCUGGACUCUAAGCUGCAGUCGUUACGUGAAGAAUACCUGGACGCCGCCUGCUCUCUGCUCUGUGAGCUGCUGCUUCUGGGACAGCAGACCAGCAGCUGCUCGUCUGCCGACGCCCUCCUGUCUGUGGGCUGGAUGCUCAAAGUCCUUCAUCCUCAUCCUCACCUGGACUCUUUCAUCAGCUACCAGGCCCAGCAGCUGGUUCUGGCCGAGGUGGGUCUGCAGGAUUCGCUCCUGAGCCCAGCGGACUCGGUGCUGCUGUUCCAGCGCUGUCGCCUCCUGCUGGCCUGCCUGCAGCACAGCAGUCAGCUGACUCAGCAUCUGCAGUCGCACUUCAGGGAAGAAUUCAGGUACAUCGUGAAGCCGUUGUGUGAGGAGAAACUUUUACCUCCGUAUCCCAUCAGCCCGCCGACUCAGCAGCUGAUCGAACAGAUUCUGACUCUCCUGUUGGACAGAUGAUGAUGAUGAUGAUGAUGAUGAAGGAACUCUGAGUUUGACGCUUUAGCUGAGAUGCUAAACGGCACACGAGGCCUUAAUGAAGCCACGAGAAAAAAAACAUUUCUGUGACCUUAGCAUGACUUGACAAAAACAGGCCUCAUAUUGAUGAGUCGUGACUUCAGUGACAGAAUAACAUUAAUGCAGAUUUAAAGAGUUUGCCUUCAAAUUAUUGUUGUGAGUUUGAAUCAACACUAAUUCAUGAACAUCUCAGAGGAUCUUAAACCUUUUUUCUGUCAUUAUCUGCAAUGUUUGUUUGUUUAUUCAACAUUUAUCUUAUGAAAAAUGAACAAUAAAUAAUAUAUGUUUGAUUUUGAAA
Molecule: messenger RNA, 2363 nt
Organism: Oryzias melastigma (Indian medaka)
Lineage: Eukaryota; Metazoa; Chordata; Actinopteri; Beloniformes; Adrianichthyidae
Gene: lg23h12orf56
Product: linkage group 23 C12orf56 homolog
Exons: 14
Coding region: 311-2008 (565 amino acids)
Source: RefSeq, a predicted model, not a curated record